CGCAACCUCUUCAGAUCCUCCAUGUUCUCAGAUCCUCAAGGUGAUCAACGGAUUCCCGGAGGUCGUCUCGUGGAAAUGGCGGACAAGUGGGUGCUGAUGGUCACGGCACAGACGCCGACCAAUAUAGCUGUUAUCAAGUACUGGGGGAAGAGAGACGAAACCCUAAUCUUGCCCAUCAAUGAUAGCAUUAGUGUCACGCUUGAUCCCGAUCAUCUAUGCACCACCACCACUGUUGCUGUCAGCCCUGUCUUUGACCAGGAUCGAAUGUGGCUCAAUGGCAAGGAAAUUUCCCUUUCUGGAGGUAGGUACCAAAAUUGUUUGCGGGAAAUCCGUAGUCGUGCUGGCGAUGUUGAGGAUAAAGAGAAGGGAAUCAAGAUAGUAAAAGAGGACUGGAAGAAAUUGCAUGUGCACAUUGCUUCUUAUAACAACUUCCCAACUGCAGCUGGGUUGGCUUCUUCGGCUGCUGGUUUUGCUUGUCUUGUAUUUGCCCUAGCAAAUCUGAUGAACGUAAAAGAAGAUCAAAGCAAGCUUUCUGCUAUAGCUAGGCAAGGUUCAGGAAGUGCUUGUCGCAGUUUAUUUGGUGGAUUUGUCAAGUGGAUCAUGGGACAGGAUGAGAAUGGAAGUGACAGCAUUGCAGUUCAGCUAGCAGAUGAGAAACACUGGGAUGAUCUUGUUAUUAUCAUUGCUGUGGUAAGUUCACGGCAGAAGGAAACAAGUAGCACUUCAGGAAUGCGCGAGAGUGUUGAAACAAGUUUACUCUUGCAGCAUAGAGCAAAGGAAAUUGUACCAAAACGCAUUCAAGAAAUGGAAGAAGCUAUCAAAAGUUGUGAUUUUGCAUCCUUUGCACAGUUGACCUGUGCUGAUAGUAAUCAGUUUCAUGCUGUCUGCUUGGAUACUUGUCCUCCCAUAUUCUACAUGAACAAUACAUCCCACAGGAUAAUCAGCAUCGUCGAAAAGUGGAAUCGAUCUGAAGGAACACCACAGGUGGCUUACACUUUUGAUGCUGGGCCGAAUGCAGUUUUAAUUGCACGAGAUCGAAAUGUUGCUACCCAAUUGCUUCAACGGCUGCUUUUCUACUUCCCUCCAACAUCUGAUACUGAUUUGAGCAGUUAUGUUCUCGGUGAUAAAUCAAUAUUGGGAGAAGCUGGGCUUGAAGGAAUAAAGGAUGUAGAAGCUCUGCAACCUCCUCCUGAAACUAAGGAUAAUAGCAUAUCAGCCCAGAAAUACAAAGGCGAUGUUAGCUAUUUCAUCUGUACUAGACCUGGGAGAGGUCCUGUGCUGCUUUCUGAUUCAAAUCACGCCCUUUUAAACCCGGAAACCGGACUCCCAAAAUAGUUCUAGACCAUUACUUUUCGUUAGAAGUUGCCCUUCUCAGGCCAAAUUUAUCGAAGUACGAGAGUGUUCUGCUGAGAUAAUCUCUUAAAGCAUUGAAGGUAGCUAUCGUGGAUCUCUCUAAUACAUGUUGAAUUCCAUUACUUGUACCUUGUGUUUGUAAUUCUUUUCUUUUUCUUGUAGUCUUGAUCCCUCAGGAUUCUAUUUACUUACAGUUUCUUUCACAGAAUAAACAAUAAUUGUUGUAAGUUUUCUCAAACUCAGGAGCUUGUUUGUGUCAUUGUGAACCAUUUAUUAAAGAUUUCAAGAUGUCAUACGAGAGUAUAGUUUUAUA
Molecule: messenger RNA, 1666 nt
Organism: Carica papaya (papaya)
Lineage: Eukaryota; Viridiplantae; Streptophyta; Magnoliopsida; Brassicales; Caricaceae
Product: GHMP kinase family protein
Biological process (GO): isoprenoid biosynthetic process; isopentenyl diphosphate biosynthetic process, mevalonate pathway
Cellular component (GO): cytosol
Molecular function (GO): diphosphomevalonate decarboxylase activity
Source: RefSeq, a predicted model, not a curated record